This is a messenger RNA of Drosophila sechellia, 7267 nucleotides long. It is a transcript of the gene Cht10, whose product is annotated as Chitinase 10. Gene Ontology annotation, biological process: chitin catabolic process; carbohydrate metabolic process. Gene Ontology annotation, cellular component: extracellular region. The record is from RefSeq and is a predicted model, not a curated record. Gene Ontology annotation, molecular function: chitin binding; chitinase activity. NCBI's taxonomy places the organism in Eukaryota, Metazoa, Arthropoda, Insecta, Diptera, Drosophilidae. The coding region runs from base 253 to 7155 and encodes 2300 amino acids. The transcript is spliced from 10 exons.
AGUGAUCACUCUUGUGAAAGGUUGUGUGCAUAUUAUCGGAUGUUACCACCUUCAUCAACUGAUUAAGAACUAAUGAAACACGAAUGAGCAUCCAUGGCAACAUAGGAUUUAUAUUACGAUACAUCUUACAUUCGCCAAUGUCACCAUUAACAACAUUUUAAAAUAUUGCUAUAAACAGCGUUAGAAAUAACCUGCCUUUCCUUGCAUAUAAAAUAGUAUUGUCUUAUCGCAGGGAUUAUAUGAAGUUUCAAAAUGCAUCCGUAUGUCCCGUGUGUGCUUGUGGUAGUCUUGACUAUAUAUGUGAAAGCCCACAUUCGCGUUGAUAAGCUGCAGAUACAUUCGGAAUCCAACUAUAAACCUGCAUUCAUACGUUCUGCGGUUGAGAGCAUUCCUUUGGAUACUGAUUCCAUACUCCUACUCCGUAACAGUGCAAAACCUGAGUUUGGGGACGCUUUCCUACCUCUGCGGAGUGCUGUGGAGAGUAUUCCAAAGCUUUAUCAGAGCAACACGUCUAGGCUCAGGAAGAACCCUGAGAUACGUUCUUUUGUGCGUGAUUCUGUGGAGUCAUUGCCAAAUGAUGAAGAUGGGCAGGAACAUAUGGAAAUUUUCACUAAAUAUUAUAACAGUGUUAGGGAUGUUGUAGGAGUUGAUAUGAAAAGAAGAAAGUUAACACAUGUUAAUGUAGAUCCUGGGACCAUUUCCGAUAAGUACGCAGCUUUUAUUGCCCCCGGAAACUCAGACGACUAUUAUCCGAAGUCAUACCGAGCCGGCUCGCCGCAUCAAGAGUUGCUUAAAAUGUUGAACAUCGAACAGGUUAAGCACACCGAUAAACUUGAUCGGUACUCUGACCUGCAGUCUUACGGUGUAUUAGGUCAAAGUAACUUGCAACACCAGCAGUCCUACGGAGCUUUGGAAUUGGCAAACAGAAAUGAUCUCAAAGUGACUAAAAAAGUUCUUUGUUACAUGUCGAACUGGGCAUUCUACCGUAGUGGUGAGGCUCAUUUUGUACCAGAGCAUAUUGACCCUAAUCUAUGCUCUGCUAUUAUCUAUUCUUUUGCCUCCCUGGAUCCUGAUCACCUUACAAUUCGAGAAUUCGAUUCAUGGGUGGACUUGGAUAACCAAUACUACCGUCGAGUGACAUCGCUUGGUGUGCCUGUGCUAAUUGCAUUGGGUGGAUGGACGGACUCUAGCGGUUCCAAAUACUCCCGCUUAGUCAGUGACAAUCUUAAGCGUCGUGUUUUUACAUCCAGUGUGAGCAGCUUUUUAUUACGUCAUGGAUUCAGCGGGCUCCACCUAGACUGGAACUACCCGAAGUGCUGGCAGAGCGAUUGCUCAAGGGGACCUGUGACAGACAGGCCAAACCUGACUAAGCUUCUUCGUGAACUUCGCACCGAGUUUCAAAGUGUUGAUCCAAAAUUUCAGUUGGGAGUGGCCAUCUCUGGCUACAAGGAAAUUAUAACGGAGGCUUAUGAUUUUCCCGCUUUGUCAGACAUUGUAGACUAUAUGACAGUAAUGACCUACGAUUACCACGGAGCGUGGGAACAGAAAACAGGUCAUGUUAGUCCACUUUACGGCUUACCAUCGGACACGUAUCCUCAGUACAAUACAAACUAUACCAUGCAGUUACUCCUAAAAAUGGGCGCGCGAAGGGAAAAACUUGUAUUGAGCAUUCCGUUUUACGGCCAGAGUUUCACAUUGGCAAACGCCAACCAAAUUCUUGCAGGCCCGGGAGUGGCAGCCACUGGACCUGGAGAUUCCGGUGAAUUGACAAAGCAACCUGGAAUGCUAGCUUACUACGAGAUUUGUCAGCGCCUAACAAAGUUUAAUUGGAUGAGUGAUCGAAAUUUAAGCCUGAUAUUCGGUCCAUUCGCUAUGCUAAACGACCAGUGGGUAGGAUAUGAAGAUACGACUAGUGCCCAAGCGAAGGCUCGAUAUGCUGCUAAUAACAACUUUGCCGGAGUGGCAGCCUGGACCAUUGACCUCGAUGAUUUCCGAAACCUAUGUUGCAAUGAAUCUUAUCCUUUACUUAGGGCCAUUAAUAGAGAAUUGGGUCGCUUGGACUCGGAGCCGCCAACUGAACCGAACUGUAAGCGUACUACAUUAUUGGCGACACCGGUGCCUCCCCAAAUGACAACAAUUAGUAGCGAUGGUUCUGGGGGGUUGGGACAAAAUCACGAUCAUACAACUUCCUUGCCAAGCGGGGAGAACAGCAGUAGUCCUGUAAGUACCACUAUAACAAGCCCCUUCCCUUGGUGGAGUUCAACUACAAAACGUCCGCGCGAGCCGACUAGGACUUCAGCAAAACCAACUCAUACCACAAUCCCCAUUCCACCAGGGAUCAGCCCAGUGGUACAGCCCUCGAAUUGCAAGAGCGGCGAAUUCUUCCCUGACUCAAAAAAUUGUAACGCUUACUAUCAAUGUUUUUUUGCGGGAGAGUUACAGCAUCACUUUUGUCCAAGCGGUCUUCACUGGAACAACGAAGCCAAAGGAUGUGAUUGGCCGUCUUCCGCCCAAUGCUCACUAAUACCCAAUCAACAUCUAAGUACUUCUUAUCCAAACCCGAUCCAAACGUCUAAAAAGCCGGAGACGACUUUGACACCUAAUAAGAAACCGUCAGAGACUUUCGCUCAUGAUCAGGUCAGUUAUACCUCAAGCCGACCGCAACAUAUGCGUCCAACUAUAUUGGAGUGCACUGAAGGGGAUUACUACCCACACAGAAACUGCAGGAAAUAUUACAUCUGCGUUAAUAAGGCACUGGUACCCAGUGAAUGUGGCGGAGACUUGCAUUGGGACGGUAUCAAAAAACUUUGUGACUGGCCUGAGAACGUACAAUGCGUAACUAGCAAAAAAUAUUUAAAAAUAAUCAAAUCGAGUAGCGCCAACGAAGAAGACCCCUGCAAAGGCGAAAAGCGAGUACCCUAUCCAGGGAACUGUUCGAAAUAUCUCUUCUGCCUAUGGAACCGCCUUCAGGCUAAUGACUGUCCACCGGGGCUGCACUAUAAUGAAAGAAUUGGGAACUGCGAUUGGCCUGCAGCUGCAAAAUGCAAUCCAAAAGAUGGUGAGAGCAGCGGAGAGGUAGAGCUGAACGCUAUGCCGAAGCCUCCGACUCCACAAACCCCGAGUAGUAAUUUGCGACCAACGUACCCCACGGAAAAACCAGUCCCCACACCUCGUGAUAGUAACUACAAAGUUAUUUGCUACUUUACAAACUGGGCCUGGUACCGCAAGGGAAUAGGUCGCUUUACUCCCGACGACAUAAACACGGAGCUGUGCACUCACGUAAUUUAUGGGUUUGCAGUGCUAGACUAUUCAGAACUUUUACUACGAACACAUGAUUCCUGGGCUGACGUUGAAAACAACUUUUACACGAGGGUCACAAGCCUCAAAAGCAAAGGCAUCAAGGUGAGCUUAGCACUUGGUGGAUGGAACGAUUCGCAAGGCGAUAAGUACAGCCGCCUAGUUCGAAGUCCAAUGGCCCGGGCUCGUUUUGUGCGCCACGCCCUCGAGUUUAUUGAAAAAUACGGCUUUGAGGGCCUUGAUUUAGAUUGGGAGUACCCAGUCUGCUGGCAAACGGAGUGCAACAAAGGGUCUACCGAGGAAAAGGAGGGUUUCACUGCUUGGGUACAAGAGCUUUCUGCAGCGUUUCGCCCUCGAGGACUUCUGUUGUCCACUGCAGUCUCACCUAGCAGGAAAAUCAUUGAUGCAGGAUACGACAUUCCUCAGCUCUCUCGCUGUUUUGAUUGGAUCGCUGUCAUGACAUAUGAUUUUCAUGGGCAUUGGGAUAAAAAAACAGGACAUGUGGCACCUCUGUAUCAUCAUCCCGAUGAUGACUUUGAACAUUUUAACGUGAAUUAUUCCAUAAACUAUUGGAUGGAAAAAGGAGCACCAUCACAAAAAUUAGUAAUGGGUAUACCACUAUACGGCCAGUCGUUCACUUUAGGAAAUACCAACAGCAGUGGCUUAAAUGCCAAAGCCCCAGGACCAGGUGAAGCUGGAGAGUUUACCAGAGCAGCUGGAUUUCUUGCAUACUAUGAGAUUUGUGAACGAGUUAAUCGCCAAGGCUGGCAGGUAGUGCAAGAUGAAUUUGGCCGCAUGGGACCUUAUGCUUACAAGGGAACUCAAUGGGUGUCCUAUGAUAACCCAGAUAUGGUCAGGAAAAAGUCACUGUUGGUGAGGUCAUUGAAACUGGGCGGAGGAAUGGUUUGGGCCCUUGAUCUGGAUGACUUUAAUAAUCGUUGUGGAAAUGGCGUGCAUCCUUUGCUCAGUGAAAUCCAUAACGUGCUUAAGGAUCCACCUAGUUUAUUGGAAAUACCGGGUCAUACCGAAUCGAGUCCUACAGAGUACCCAGGCAUUGAAGGAGGGAUACAUGAGUCUAAAGGGGAGGGUCCCGAGGUGCAGCCGAUUGAAGCGGUGAUGCAGACCAGCGAUAACGAAGGUGAAGAACAUGAAGAUAUAGUAGACCCAAACCACGUCCUUGAGGAGGAAAACAUAGAAGAUACUGAAAUGGCCACGGAAUUUAAAAUCAUUUGCUACUUUACCAACUGGGCGUGGUACCGUCAAGGUGAUGGUAAGUUCCUGCCGGAAGAUAUCGAUUCAGAUCUGUGUACCCACAUAAUUUAUGGCUUUGCCGUGUUGAGUCGGGACAAGCUUACGAUCCAGCCUCAUGACUCUUGGGCGGACUUAGACAACAAGUUUUAUGAGCGGAUUGUGGCCUACCGCAAGAAAGGCGCAAAAGUAAUUGUGGCAAUUGGCGGUUGGAAUGAUUCUGCUGGCGAUAAGUACUCCCGACUUGUAAGGAAUCCAGAGGCAAGAUCUCGGUUUAUCCGUAAUGUCCUGGAUUUUAUAGAGGAAUAUAAUUUCGACGGCUUGGACCUGGAUUGGGAGUAUCCAGUUUGCUGGCAGGUGGAUUGCAAGAAAGGGACGGCAGAAGAGAAGAAUGGAUUCACAGCUUUGGUGCGGGAGCUUUUUUAUGCCUUCCAACCCAGGGGAUUAAUUCUAUCAGCUGCCGUGUCACCUAACAAGAAGGUCAUCGAUGCUGGAUACGAAGUUGCGGAGCUAUCCAAAUACUUUUCUUGGAUAUCUGUGAUGGCCUAUGACUACCACGGUCAGUGGGAUAAGAAGACUGGCCAUGUAGCUCCAAUGUACGGUCACCCAGAAGGAACACCAGAUUUUAACACCAAUUUUUCCAUGAACUACUGGAUUUCGAUGGGAGCUGACCGGCGAAAGUUAGUAAUGGGAAUGCCUCUGUACGGCCAGUCAUUCUCUCUGGCUGAGACUACUAGGCACCAACUAAAUGCUCCCACGUAUGGUGGUGGUGAAGCUGGAGAGGCUACAAGAGCCAGAGGAUUUUUGGCAUACUAUGAAAUAUGCUUGAAAAUCCGACAUCAUAGGUGGAACGUUGUAAGGGAUACCAAGGGUCGUAUGGGACCCUUCGCAUAUCAUGGGGAUCAAUGGGUUUCCUUCGAUGAUGCACCCAUGAUUCGGCAUAAAAGCGAGUACAUCAAGGCAAUGGGUCUUGGCGGAGCUAUGAUAUGGGCUCUAGACUUGGAUGACUUCAAAAAUGUGUGCGAAUGCGAGUCAUAUCCCUUGCUUAAAGCUAUUAAUCGCGUACUCAGAGGUUUCGGGGGUCCCCAACCAAAGUGCGUGCUUGAACAAGCCAAAAGCACAAUGGAGCCAAACAUCAAUCCGCCUUUCAGGACCACAAUAAAUGCCACACCUGGACCUAAUCUUGAUUCUCCUCCGAAAAAUGUAUCCUUAAAUGUUCUGUCCAUCAAAUGCCACAACAAAAACUAUUUGGCGCACGAAUGGGAUUUCACUAAGUACUAUAUCUGCGAUCAUGGAACGUACGUGGAGCAAAGCUGUCCUUUGGGACUUCAAUGGAAUAAAACCUACUGCGACAGGCCUACCAAUGUUCAGUCCUCAUUGGGAUCAGACCAGAGAACUCAGGAGUCAGCGGUCCAUCGCCCCAAUCCUACAUCACAGAUCAUCACAGAUCCCCCAAUCAUCAAUAAGGCAUACAAAGUAGUCUGUUACUUUACGAACUGGGCAUGGUACCGUCCGUCACAGGGCAAGUAUGUGCCUGAAGAUAUAGACGCCAACUUGUGCACCCAUAUCAUAUACGGCUUCGCCGUGCUUGAUAGCAAGUCGUUAACCAUUAAGACGCUUGACUCCUGGACCGAUAUAGACAACCGUUUCUAUGAGCGGGUUGUAGAAUACAAGCAAAGAGGCCUUCGAGUCAUGUUAGCCAUUGGUGGAUGGAAUGACUCAUUGGGCAGCAAGUACGCACGCCUUGUACUUGAUUCACAGUCAAGGAGGCGCUUUGUUGAAAGUGUGAUAAGUUUUGUAGAACAACACGGCUUUGAGGGUCUGGACCUAGCCUGGGAGUUUCCUGUAUGCUGGCAAGCUAACUGCGACAGAGGUAAUCCCACGGAAAAGGAUGGAUUUGUUGCUCUUGUCAAGGAACUGUCGGAAGCAUUUAAGGCAAAAGGCCUUAUUCUUUCGGCAGCAGUCUCGCCCAGUAAAAUGGUUAUUGAUGCCGGGUACAACGUGUUUGAGCUCUCUCUGUACUUUGACUGGAUGGCCGUCAUGACGUACGACUUUCACGGUCACUGGGAUAUGCGGACUGGCCAGGUAGCCCCACUCUUUCACAAUGGGUGUGACGACAACAUAUACCUUAAUGGAAACUUCAGCAUCCAUUACUGGUUGGAAAGGGGUAUUCCAAGGAAUAAGCUGGUUAUGGGAAUGCCAAUGUACGGUCAGACGUUUACGCUAGCUGACCGAAAUCACCGGUCACUAAAUGAUAAAACAGUGGGUCCAGGGAAGGCAGGAACCUUUACUCGAGCGGAUGGAUUCUUGGCAUACUAUGAAAUCUGCGAAAAAGUCGGCAACGAUGACUGGAAAGUGGUGAGGGAUGAAGAAGGUGUAUUCGGAUCCUAUGCAUAUAGUGGCAACCAGUGGAUAUCAUACGAUGAUGUCAGAACUAUUCGAAGAAAAGCUCAGUUUAUCAAAAGCUUGCAGCUAGGUGGCAGCAUGAUUUGGGCCCUUGAUUUAGAUGACUUUCGUGGACUUUGCGGUUGCGGCAAGCACCCAUUACUUAGGACUCUUAAUCAGGAGCUGCUAGGCAUUUCUGGACAAAAAGCUAAGGACUGCACUUAAUAAGUUUUGCACAAAAGCUUGACCUGUAAUCUAUUUUAAUUUAUUUUAUACAACCACAUAUUUGCCAAUUAAACUAUCUAAAUAAAGCGUAAAAGUUUUGAAACAUUUUAAA